AUGUCGACAAGAAUAAUCGAGGACGAACACAAUGAUUAUAUGCGAAGUUUUUUCAUGCAAUCAAGUGAGUCUCGAGAAUCAGGGGGAAAUGAAAAUUUGAAAAUUUAAGCGUCGCGGACAAGACUAUGUUAUUACGCGGAAUUAGUAUUCACACUUAUAAUCUUGAUUUGCGCUUUUUUGGAAGCUUUUGUAUACGAUGCAGUUUCAAUUGGAGUUGUUUUAUUGAUUGGAGCCUAUGCAACACUUCUUCUUUAUUUUAUUAUGUAUUUUGGAUGUGUUUAUAAUUGUGUUGCACUUUUGAGUUUACAUACUUAUAUCACAAUUUUGGUUGGUUUUACUUGUUGGGUUGGAGUUCUUCAUCCACUUUUAUUUGAAAGUGUAAUGUAUAGUUCAGUUCAAAACAAUCGGUAAGUUUAGAAGUGAUUUAGUUCACUUCAAAAGCUGGCAGAUCUUCUGGAAGUUUUUAAUCCCUCCUAAAAUUCUCACCUCACAAAUCAGCAAUAUCAAAAUUAAUUUCAGCGAGUUGGUCUACAAAUAUUAUAGUUUCUUGAUAAUUUAUGGAUGUUUGAUGGGUUGUUGGGCGGCAUCAUCAUAUUCACGAUGGAAAGAAAUCAAAUCAGUCGAAAAAUCACACUUGGAUCAUUUGAUAAAAUUAUUACUGUCAAUCAAGAAAGUUUCAAAAGAUAUUCCGAUGGAAGGUAAAAAAUAUUCGCUCAAACCAAAAGAUGUUUAUUCGCUUUCAUAA
This is a messenger RNA of Caenorhabditis angaria, 745 nucleotides long. The record is from the annotation of a GenBank genome assembly. Lineage: Eukaryota; Metazoa; Nematoda; Chromadorea; Rhabditida; Rhabditidae.